AUGGCCGGAAAGGGUGGGAAGGGUUUAUUGGCCGGAAAAACACCGGCGGCAGCAGCAGCUAACAAGGACAAAGAUAAGAAGAGGCCGAUCUCCCGAUCUGCUAGAGCUGGCCUCCAGUUUCCAGUAGGGAGGAUUCACCGCCAUUUGAAAACUAGAACUUCUGCAAAUGGACGUGUUGGAGCCACUGCUGCUGUUUACUCUGCUGCCAUUCUUGAGUACUUAACUGCGGAGGUGCUUGAAUUAGCUGGAAAUGCUAGCAAGGAUUUGAAGGUGAAAAGAAUUACACCACGCCAUUUGCAGUUAGCCAUCCGUGGAGACGAAGAACUUGAUACUCUUAUCAAAGGGACCAUUGCUGGAGGUGGUGUCAUUCCUCACAUUCACAAGUCCCUCAUCAACAAAACCACAAAAGAAUGAGUCUCCUCUCUCUUUUUCUUUCUUUUUUGUUAGCCAUUUAGACAAUGUGUUUGACUUUUGACUGGAAUUUGUGGCAAAAGAUUGAUGUGGUAUUGGUUUUUGUUUAUUGUUUUUGAAGUUUUAGUCUUGUAGGAUCGAUGUACAUGUCAUAUAAUCCUGGGUUAUGCUUUAGAAUCUGGCAACUUCUUGUUGCAUUUCUAUAUCCUUGUUGCAGGGUUUUGUUUUGACGAUAUAUUUAUCUUUUUGUCAAGAAUUUAUAGUGUUAUAGCUUUCUCUUUAAUUGGUUGUUGACUUUGAGUUCAUUACGCAUGAACAACUGAACAAGAUGAAGUUGUUAGGUCAUGUUGGUUAUGUGAUAGACUUGUGCUAAACAAAUGUAGUAGGUACAUAAUGGUUUAUUUAUUUCAAAACUCUGUUUUUUCUGCAAG
Messenger RNA from Lactuca saligna, 842 nucleotides. NCBI's taxonomy places the organism in Eukaryota, Viridiplantae, Streptophyta, Magnoliopsida, Asterales, Asteraceae. The record is from the annotation of a GenBank genome assembly.